ACGGGACCCAUGCGUAAGCGACGCACAUAGGCUAUCUCCAACUGCUACCAUGGUUUUGCCUCCGCGACUGUCCUACAUCAGGAUACGGGAUGCAGAAGACAUAGAAUUUGUCGAGCUCGUCCUCAAUGACGUUCGAUACUGUAUCCCCCGACGAGGAAGGGGUACUUUUGCGCAAGUUUUCCAUGAACCACUGCUAUUUGCAACCGAGCAUCUUUCUCUCUCAGUGCACCCAAAGAAGUCGCGCUUUGGUUUUUCAUCUGAAACAGCCUCCGACACCCUCACUAUUAGCUCUGGCCAGGUCCUGUCCAAGCUACAGGGGAGAAAAUUUCAGAGGAAAGGUGGCAAGGUACUCCUGACGCUCGGUGUUUUAUCUGUAACACUAGGAGUCCUCUUCCAAACCAUAUCCACCCCGCGUAAUCAAGGGAUUCUAAACACAACCACUGAGGAAUUCAUCAAGGAAAAUAUCAGACAGAGUCCUUGUUUUCGAGCUUUGAUAAUCGGAAAGUUUGGUGUUGGGAAAUCUUCUUUGAUCAGUCGAAUCUUUGGUGUGGAAGCUGCAGUUGAGUUAUCAAAAAUUGGCAUCCUGUCUGUCGUUGAAGAGCAGCAUAGUACCUCAGAAAACGAGCGAUUCAUCUUGCACAGUUGUGAACUGCGUGAAGGUAACGACUAUGAUACCGUGAAGGCGUUCAUUGCGAACAGGAAGAGGAUGUCACAUAUUAAAGACCAACUUCAUGCAGUCUGUUUGUGUGAGCGGGCCGGUGUGAUAGGUUGUGUGUCCAAGUACCCAUUACAGGAAAAUGGUGAACCUAUAUUUGAAGAGGGAGCAGAAGUAUUCUUGGACGAUGCGAAGGCGGUCCUCGGGAACACCCCUACGAUAGUCAUAUUCACAAAAUAUGACAGGCUAGUAGGUUAUAUGCAGAGAAGUCAUGACGGGGACUCUGAAGCAGAAGCAAAACUAUACCUGCAAAGGUAUUGCAUCCAGCCAAUUCAGGACUUCAUGGGAGGCAUGAACAUUUCAUAUGUUGCAGUCAGUUCGCAACCCGCUCACGAGCAAGGGCAUGAAGAACUGAUAAGCCUCACUUAUGACAAAAUAUCUGAGAGCUUCACGCCUCAGCUAAAUACACUGUCACCGGUACUUCUGGCAGCCGCCAUGGCACAAAGAAUGGUGCCUAGCUUGAAGGCAAAGUUUUCGGUCCGCAUCGGAAAUCAGAGUCAGUCCUUGGCCAUGAAGCGAUAUAUUAGAGAACUCACACUCCCUGAAAAGGAUGCCGGAGGGUAUUGGCUGUCUGUACUAGUCUCCGGAAUGACGGUGUGGAAUUUCUGUGAUCCUUCUCGAUAUUUGUACAGCAAUGAAUUUCGAGAAUCCAUGACGAAAAUGGUUUGGAAUGUUAGUGCAGCGCCAGAGUCAAUCCUAAACACCAUUUACGCAGCAGCUGAUUUAGCCCGCACAAGCAAUCUCGUCUCUUUUAUUACUCUGCUGCCUUUAACCCUGCCAUUAGUCCUCAUAAAAUUAUACAUGCGACUGCAAUAUGCUGCUCGCCAAUUUGUGGCUUAUAUUGUGGAUUUGACAAACGUUCUGGAGAUAUUGUUUGCAUUGACGACCAACAUGAAGGGAAAGAAGCUUACUCGCACUGCAAUUAGGCUUGCUUUCACAGUUUACUCUGCAUCGGAACGGAUGCAGGUCGUUCACAGGAUUAUUAGGGAUUUCGGACAUCAGAUUAGAGAUCGUGAUGUGAUACUCGAGAAUAUUGCAUCUUUCCUCUCUUCCGAUGAUAUGGACACCAACGUGUCCAGAGUGCUCGGGCUGGCCAUGGACUCAGUUGACCUGGAGAGAGAUGAAGAGUAGCAUAUCGACGCCAAUAGCUAGCAAGCCUCUUGAGACCCCUGUUUCUGUUCGACUUUCACCUGGUCCUCUGUGCGGUUGUAGUUUAUUGUCGCGUCGCUUGCCUGUCAUCCCUGUCGUCGUGCCUUGUAGUUGUAGUUAUACUAACCGCGUACUAGUCUUCCAGAAUGGAUUUUUAUUGGAAAACAUUUACAGUCGGCCGUCAAUGCGCGACAGCUCAGAGGCUCGUGGGUGUCAUCUUGACACAUUCCCGCUUCGUGUUUCCGUCUUUCCCAACAUCGAACCUUGCUUUGGCUUCAAUGAAGUCGGCGAUUGUAACUCCUUGUGGCUGCCUGUGGUAUGGACAUCAGAGGAGGAAGGUGCCUUACUUGAUUUCUUGGCCACUCACAUGAUGUAGUUCUCCGCUUCGAACAGAACAUCUCUCGGUU
Messenger RNA from Pisolithus orientalis, 2271 nucleotides. RefSeq lists its product as uncharacterized. Lineage: Eukaryota; Fungi; Basidiomycota; Agaricomycetes; Boletales; Pisolithaceae. The transcript is spliced from 15 exons. The record is from RefSeq and is a predicted model, not a curated record. Bases 50 to 1846 code for a protein of 598 amino acids.